This is a messenger RNA of Telopea speciosissima, 1190 nucleotides long. RefSeq names its product short-chain dehydrogenase TIC 32 B, chloroplastic-like. NCBI's taxonomy places the organism in Eukaryota, Viridiplantae, Streptophyta, Magnoliopsida, Proteales, Proteaceae. The coding region runs from base 74 to 1051 and encodes 325 amino acids. The record is from RefSeq and is a predicted model, not a curated record. The transcript is spliced from 8 exons.
UCGCUUCUGUCUUUGUUUAUAGAAGAUAGUUCUGAGUUCUCGUCGAGCCUUCUUUUCAGGGAGGUGCGAAGAAAUGGGGUUCUUUUCACUGGUGGCACUGGUCACAGGGAUGCCAGGUCCAAGUGGGUUCGGAUCAGCUUCCACGGCUGAACAGGUUACUGAGGGAAUUGAUGCAAGCAAACUCACUGCUGUAAUCACUGGAGGAGCGAGUGGGAUCGGUUUGGAGACCGCAAGAGUCUUGGCACUCCGUGGCGCCCAUGUCGUGAUUGGUGCCAGAAACUUGGAGGCUGCAAAUGAAGCAAAACAGCUUAUUCUCAAAGAUAAUAACUCUGCUCGUGUGGAUGUUUUGAAACUUGAUCUUUGCUCGAUGAAGUCCGUCAGGGCAUUUGUCAAUGACUUUAAUGCUCUUCAACUUCCCCUGAACCUCUUGAUAAACAAUGCUGGUGUCAUGUUCUGCCCUUACCAGCUCUCAGAGGAUGGAUUUGAGUUGCAGUUUGCAACUAAUCAUCUUGGUCAUUUCCUCUUGACAAACCUUCUCCUCGACAAUAUGAAGAACACAGCUAAAGUUACUGGGAUUGAAGGAAGGAUUGUGAAUUUGUCAUCAAUAGCACAUCUAUUUACUUAUGACCAUGGGAUACGGUUUGAUAACUUGAACGACAAAAUUGGUUACAAUGACAAAAAGGCAUAUGGGCAAUCUAAAUUAGCAAACAUUUUACAUGCCAACGAGCUCUCUCGUCGAUUGCAGGAAGAGGGUGCAAAUAUUACAGCAAACUGUGUGCAUCCGGGCCUAAUAAUGACAAAUCUCAUGAGGCAUUCUGCCUUUCUGAUGAGAUCUCUGAAGAUAUUCACAUGUCUCUUUUGGAAGAAUGUACCACAGGGAGCAGCUACGACAUGUUAUGUUGCACUACACCCUAGUUUGAAGGGGGUAACAGGGAAGUACUUCCUGGACUGUAAUGAGAUGAAACCAAGCGCCUUGGCUACAAAUGAAGUGUUGGCAAAGAAACUGUGGGACUUCAGUGAAAAGUUAGUUAAUUCUGUUCAGAAUAAUUGAAGUUUGUUGCUUUCAGCUACAGCACAGGAGGAUUAGGAUCUCCCUUUACAUAGAAUGGAAUAAGCAUACAAGGAUGGUAGGAGUUUGUGUUUGGAAUGGUCUCUGUUUCAUGAAAGAAUGUGAAAUGUCAAUGAGUUGG